AUGGCAACGCGCACGGCGAGAAGUCUGGAGUUUGUGGUAAGUCGCUUUGCUUUCGCACUGCCGUCGGCUUUCAAUCAACUGUCGGCCCCUCGCCUCAGCUGUGGCACCCGCAUUUUAAGCGCAAAACGGUGCCAACGCAGCCCCUCCGUCUGCCUCGGCAGCCUUGAGAAAGGAGGGCCGCUCGCUGUCCGCCCCCACACCCCCCCCACAACACCGCAGCGUGAACAAACUUGUCGGCGGAAAAAGCCCCAACCGCAACAUAGUGGGUAA
Molecule: messenger RNA, 270 nt
Organism: Mesocestoides corti
Lineage: Eukaryota; Metazoa; Platyhelminthes; Cestoda; Cyclophyllidea; Mesocestoididae
Source: the annotation of a GenBank genome assembly